This is a messenger RNA of Drosophila biarmipes, 1503 nucleotides long. RefSeq names its product meiotic recombination protein W68 (gene mei-W68). Gene Ontology annotation, molecular function: DNA topoisomerase type II (double strand cut, ATP-hydrolyzing) activity; DNA binding; ATP binding. Gene Ontology annotation, cellular component: nuclear chromosome. The transcript is spliced from 2 exons. The coding region runs from base 188 to 1183 and encodes 331 amino acids. NCBI's taxonomy places the organism in Eukaryota, Metazoa, Arthropoda, Insecta, Diptera, Drosophilidae. Gene Ontology annotation, biological process: DNA topological change; meiotic DNA double-strand break formation; reciprocal meiotic recombination. The record is from RefSeq and is a predicted model, not a curated record.
GAGUAUUAGUCUAAACUUAAAAAACUUUUGAAAUAAAAAUUGUAUAAUCAUUAUUCUAACAACUUCCUAACCAUUGUACUUAAUUCAUUUAGCUUUCAUUUUUAGUUUUUUAGACUGUAACGAACCCAAGAAGCACUUUAGGUUAACCAUAACAAUAAGUACCUAAUAUAAGUAAUUGGCUUGAACCAUGGGUGGAUUGGUGGAGAAUCUUGAAAGGAUUACCCUCGAGCUUGUGGCGAGCUUGGUCCACGGCAAUGCCACCUUGAUGGUACCAAGAAACUCAUCCUCGAACAGGAUCACGGAGCAUCGACGAGUCAGCUACAAUAACCAAAGAAGCCGUCAUAGUUUCUGCCUGCUGACCUACAUGCUUUCCCGGGUUCACCGCUUGCAAGUGCGCGGCGGAAGCUUCACUGUGCGUGGACUUUACUACAGCGAUCCGCAGCUGAUCCGCUCGCAGUCCAGGAUUGCCGAGGCCAGGCUGGAUGUCUGUCGUAUGCUGAACACAUCCCCCUUGUCAUUGGGAGUACUGGCCGCCUCGAAGGGCCUCAUGGCAGGCGAUAUACGGCUGCUGAUGACCAACGGUGAUAUUCUGGACAGCAGCUCAUAUGGUGGCGCCUUGACGUUGCCCACGGAUCCCGAGAAGAUAGAACGUAUCGAAACGGAGGCGGAUUUCGUGCUGAUCGUUGAAAAGGAGUCGGUGUUCGAGGGUCUUUUGUCCAAAAAUGUAUUUUGCACGAUGGGACAGCGCUUUAUCCUGAUAACCGGCAAAGGGUACCCGGAUUGCUGCACCAGGAGGAUUGUCCAUCGACUCCGCGAGGAGAACCAACUGGCGGCCUACAUUCUCGUGGACGCCGAUCCCUUUGGCAUCGAGAUAAUGCUCGUCUAUCGCCACGGCUCGCAGGCGAUGAGUUUUUCCAGCCAAGGACUUACCACACCUUCGCUGCGUUGGAUUGGACUACACCCCUCGGAGAUUCCCGCCCUCGGCACUGGUGCGGUUGCCCUGGUUGCCGGCGACAACAAGAAAAUCAAUGACCUCCUCGCCCGCAGCGACUUGGAGCCGGGAGUGCGACAGGAACUGCGCAUGCUGCAGGACGUUCAGCUAAAGGCCGAAAUCGAGAGUGUCAUCGACUUCCUGACCGACGACUAUAUACCGAACAAAAUCAAUCGGAAUUUGUUUUUGUAGAGGUCGCUGGUAAACCCCAUGGACCUAGCGAUAAAUGAAUACGUUCGCUGUUAAGUUUAAAUUAUACUAUGCGUAUAGUACUAUGAUAAGACUUUAGAAUAUGUUAAUGUACGGAAGAGUAAAUGACUUAGUCCCUCUAAUCGGUUUUCCAAUAUUUGAGUUGAUAAAAAUAUACCACUGCUUACGCAAAGCAACUAAAUAAUUCAUCGAGGCUAAUUCAACCUUCCAUUGUUGAUGUGCAGACAAUGUUGUUAUGUAGUCCACAUUAUUCGUAAUUAAUGCGAUAAAAAUGUUAUUAUUGAAAAAAUGUAUUAAAAUAA